AUGCGGAGACAGAGCCUGGGUCGCUCCACACGUUCUGUGUGCCUGGUUCUGGCAUGUCUUUCCCUCGCUCUCCACCUCCUCCUGGCAUUUUUAUGUCUUUCCGUCCUCCAGACAGCCUGUGUCCUUCCCCCAUCAUCCUCCUCCUCCUCUUCUUCCUCGCCCUCCUCGUUCUCCAUUCCUGGGACAGAUGCCCAGCACCGUCAGUCCCACCAUAAAGGGAAAGCCUUCCUCAGUGACGUCACUGAGAAGGAAAACGAUCUGAUUGGAGCCAAGAUGGUUUACAAAGUGGUUCAAAAGGGCAAAGGUCAUUCCAAGCUGGAGGCUCUAUUCAAUCACCCGCUGUAUAACCUGCCACGCCCUGAGCUGCAAGAAGAUGACUGGCUGUUGAGGGUGAAGGGAGAUGAAGAUGACAGCGAUACAGAAAAUGAAGAGGAGGAGAGGGAAGAAGAAGACAGGGAAGAAAGCGCCACUAAUGACAGAGAAUGGCGCAGUGCCAGUGAGGAGGACGGCUAUGACAAAGCUGCAUGGACGAGUGACUCUGAAACCCACCCUCCCUGGCUGCGGUUCCACCUGGGCAUCUCUCGCUGGGAGCUGUACGACAGGAAGGACCCCAACCUGGCCGAGGUCACUCAUUAUCUGGCAACGCAACGCAUCCUCAAUGUCGUUCAGAAGACAGGAGGCACCCAGCUCAAACUGCUCAUGUCUUUCCCAAACUAUGGCCAGGCUCUGCUCAAACCCAUGAGACAGUCCAGAGAUGCAGAGACCGACGUCAACCUCUUCUACUUCUCAGAUUUUGAAAGACACAACGCUGAGAUCGCUGCCUUUCACCUUGACAGAUUGCUGGGUUUCAACAGGAUCCCUCCAGUGGUUGGUCGACUCAUCAAUAUGAGCACAGAGAUCAAAGAGAUCACCACCGACCGCAGGCUGUCUAGAACCUUCUUCACCUCUCCCGUUGGGAACAUGUGCUUCUACGGCCAGUGUGAGUACUACUGUUCAACAGAGCAUCCGGUGUGUGGUCGGCCUCAUGUGCUGGAGGUGUCCCUGGCCACCAUGCUGCCGGACCUCAGCCUCGCUCCACGCAGGUCCUGGAGGUCACCGUGGAGGCGAUCCUACAGUCGCACCAAACAGGCACAAUGGGAGAAGGACCCGGCCUACUGUGACACAGUGAAACAGACGCCUCCCUACAACCAGGGCUCCAGACUGGUGGACGUCAUAGACAUGGCUAUACUGGACUUCCUCAUGAGCAACAUGGACAGACAUCACUAUGAGACGUUUGAGAAGUUUGGGAACGAGACUUUCCUGCUGCAUCUUGACAACGGGCGAGCGUUUGGGCGUCACUCUCGGGAUGAGCCCAGUAUUCUAGCCCCCUUGCGACAGUGUUGCAGGAUCCGCCGCUCCACCCUGCUCCGUUUACAGCUCUUGUCCCACCCUGACUUCCGUCUGAGUGAUGUGAUGCGGGAGUCUCUGGCCCGGGACCCUCUGAAGAGAGUGGCCCCGCUCCUCUCCGAGCCACAUCUCUCUGCUCUGGACCGCCGCCUGGCAACCGUCCUACAGGUGGUGAGAGACUGCCAGGAUCACCAUGACGACAUCAUCUACAAUGACUUGGAGGCAGGGGCGUCGUAG
This is a messenger RNA of Myripristis murdjan (pinecone soldierfish), 1623 nucleotides long. Its product is annotated as extracellular serine/threonine protein kinase FAM20C-like. Gene Ontology annotation, biological process: protein phosphorylation; enamel mineralization. The record is from RefSeq and is a predicted model, not a curated record. Gene Ontology annotation, molecular function: phosphotransferase activity, alcohol group as acceptor. The transcript has 11 exons. Gene Ontology annotation, cellular component: Golgi apparatus. Bases 1 to 1623 code for a protein of 540 amino acids. Lineage: Eukaryota; Metazoa; Chordata; Actinopteri; Holocentriformes; Holocentridae.